Messenger RNA from Mercenaria mercenaria, 831 nucleotides. Its product is annotated as IgA FC receptor-like. Lineage: Eukaryota; Metazoa; Mollusca; Bivalvia; Venerida; Veneridae. The transcript has 9 exons. Bases 27 to 824 code for a protein of 265 amino acids. The record is from RefSeq and is a predicted model, not a curated record.
CUUUCUUGUGGUUUGGACAGUGUGAAAUGGACACUGGCAAAAAUUCAAGUAACGAACAGAAAAAUAAUCAGUCUGUCGAAAAUGAAAAAGCAAAUGACAAAGAUGCAAUGGAUUCAAUUGACGGAAGCGUUCCGACUGAGAAUAAGGAGAAGUCUGAUCGUUUAGGAACGCAUAAGAAUGGAACAAGCGUUGACAUACAUCCAAUAAAGACUGAGAAGAGUAUAAAAAUUGACAAACCCCAAGACAUAAACGACAAAGUGGAACAGAGAAAUGAUCAGUCUGUUCAAAAUGAGAAUGCAAAAGAAAACGAUGCUAAAGAUUCAACUGGAGAAAACGUCUCGGCUGCAAAUAAGGACUCGUCUGAACAUUCGGGAUCGCAAGAAGAAACGAGUAACAAGAUGACUCAAACUGACAAACUCUUUGAAAUUGGCUCUGAACUAAAAAACAAAAGUGAGCAGGGAAAUGAUCAGUCUAAUAAAGUUAGAAAAUUAAAAGACCAAGAUGUAAAAGAAAAAAGCGUCCCGUCUAAGAAUAAGGAUUUAGAUUCAUUCAAAGAAAGUGGAAAAAGUAUUCCAGAUUCUGAGGGAACAACUGUCGACCAACCCCGGGAAGAGAUUGACAAGAAACCUAAAGCUGAAUCGGACAACUCCGAGUUAAACGUUAAAGAAUAUGAAAAAUUAAAGCAAAAGAUACAACAUUUAGAGGAAAUGUUAAAGGAAAGAGACAUUUUAAUACAGGAUCUGGUCCAGGAGAAGAAACAUAGUCAAUCGCAGUCAAAAUCUAGUAUACUUAACCGUUUUUUUAAACCAAAAGAAAGUAAGUAGUUUUGAA